Messenger RNA from Hirundo rustica (Barn swallow), 909 nucleotides. Its product is annotated as serine/threonine-protein kinase pim-1-like. The record is from RefSeq and is a predicted model, not a curated record. Gene Ontology annotation, cellular component: cytoplasm. The coding region runs from base 1 to 909 and encodes 302 amino acids. Gene Ontology annotation, molecular function: protein serine/threonine kinase activity; ATP binding. The transcript is spliced from 5 exons. Gene Ontology annotation, biological process: protein autophosphorylation. NCBI's taxonomy places the organism in Eukaryota, Metazoa, Chordata, Aves, Passeriformes, Hirundinidae.
AUGAUCGCGGCCGCCGGCCCCGAGCCAGCGGCGUCCCGUUCGAAAGAGCGAACGCCUGCGGAUGCCGGGGCCGGGCCGCUGGAGAGGCGCUCGGGGGCCGUUGCUGGCCCCGGGCCGAGCGCUGACAGCCGCGUCUCGCCGGCAGGGAAGGCGCAGGACGCCCUGCAGGAGCGGUACCGAGUGGGUUCGCUGCUCGGGCGCGGCGGCUUCGGCCGCGUCUUCGCGGCCACGCGGCUCUCGGACGGCGCCCCGGUGGCCAUUAAAAGGGUGCCACGGAACCGCAUCCGGCGCUGGGGCGAGCUGCCCAACGGCACCAGCGCACCAGUGGAGAUCGUGCUGCUGGAAAAGGUGUCCACUGGCUUCCCUGGCGUCAUCCAGCUGCUGGAGUGGCUUGAGCUCCCCAACAGCAUUGUGAUGGUGCUGGAGCGCCCGGAGCGGUGUCAGGACCUCCAGCAUUUUAUUCGAGCUCGGGGCUUCCUGACGGAGCAGGUGGCACGGGAGCUGUUCUGCCAGGUCCUGGAAGCCGUGCAGCACUGCACCAGCUGUGGAGUCUUUCACAGGGACAUCAAGCCAGAGAACAUCCUGGUUGACCUGGCCACCGGGCAGGCCAAGCUGAUUGACUUUGGCUGUGGCACCUACCUUCAAGAGACAGCCUACACUGAGUUUGCAGGAACACCGUCCUACAGCCCCCCGGAAUGGAGCCAGUUUGGGUGGUACCAUGGCGAGGCAGCAACCGUCUGGACCCUGGGCAUCCUGCUGCACCAGAUGGUGUGCGGAAAGCACCCUUUCAGGAGGGGCUGGAACAGGAGCUAUGGCCAGCUCCCGCUGCCACAGCGGCUCUCUCAUGGUGAAUCCUCAUCUCUGGGCACGGGGGAAUACCAAUGUUGGGAGACAGCAGUGGGCUCAUGA